UCUCGUUGAGUACAAACCGGGAAAUUUUUGAAAGUUGGUCGGUGUGGGCGUUGGUCGCUUUCACAAGCGCAACAAUCCUAUUAGUAAAACAUUUCUUUCAUGUACUGCAGAAUCUCAAUGGCGCAAGAAAUAUAUGACGAUCGAUCGGCUGGAAGAAUUUUGAAUGGAAGUCAGAAGAAAAACACCGUCGUUGGAGACUCGACUGUCAGAGAUGAAGUCUGUGAAGAAAGUAACCCAGCGAGUCCUGAACCUGAAGGCAAUAUGCAGCAUAUAACUCAAGCUCUAUUCCAAAAUGAAGGGAAAGCUAACGAUGAUGCAAGUGAUGAUGGGGAUGAAAAUGAGGAUGAUGACGACGAUGACAGUGGCACAGACAACUUCAACGCUAAGACAGGAACCCAGCUUCAGAGAUCUGAGCACAAUGGAGGAAUCAACUCAAGUUUACCAGACACAUUCAAAACAGACCAUCUCCUGUUUUAUGAAAGGUUCAAAGCCUACCAGGACUUCAUACUAGGUGACUGCAAGCCUUCAGAAGUCAAAUCCUUUACUGCUGACUACUUGAAAAAAGUGGUACAGUCAUUCGGUUGGCAAGCUCUGUGGUCUGCGGAGUUGUUUGACGUUCUUGUAGAGGUUUGUGAUGUCGACUUCAGUGAUCUCAAGGCUUGUGUGAAGCCCGUGCUUCCCCUGCAGUGUGAGCUCAAAGGAUGUGAAAUUAACGAGCAAGCUGUGACAGAGCUGUUGGAGGCAACCCAGCACAAGGUCCCUCUAAUAGAACUUCAGAUUGUCUAUGAAGAGUCGGGAGAGUACGACCAGACCGCCUUGGGCAUUGAGCAUCUCAGAUUCUUCUAUAAGCGUGUGUGGAGACUGUGGGAUGAAGAAGAUGAGGAUGAUGACUUUGACUACUUUGUCCGUUGUGUCGAGCCUCGGCUUAGACUGCACUAUGACAUAUUAGAGGAAAGAGUCCCAGCAGGUCUUGUGAAAGAAUACAAGCUCAUAUUAGAAAAGUGUACCCAGUGCUUUCAGCAGUUUUCAAUGCUACGCAGCCAUCUGAGCAGUGACUCUGACUCAGAACUAGAUAAUGUAUCCAUGGUGGAGGGCCUGAAGCUCUGCGAACAGCUGGAAAUAUUCAAACGGAAGUUGUACUUCAUUGAGAACCCACUGUUACGAUAUGUGCUGGGCUACAAAGGUAAUCCUCGACAUCAAUUCAUACAAAGUCGUGGGCUGAGAGAGUCAGGAAUCAAGGUUGCACAUGUGGUCACAUCCUCCUGCACCACAAAUCAGCUCCAGUCCCUCCUAAAUGACAGGCUUCUACAACACUUUUCCUCUGUGGGCACUGAGGUUCAGUUCCAUAGAGACCCAGUUUCUGCGGUGGAUUCGUGCCAUCAAGAUGACAUGGUCUUUGUUCUCCCAGGAGUAUACAGUGUUACCAGCUGCAUCCUGCUUCCAGACUCCAUCACUAUAGAGGGAUAUGGACCCCCUGAUGAGGUGGUGUUUGAGAAGAAGUAUACUGGAGACUCAUUUAUUGUGUCUACAGGAGCUGAAAUCAGAAUGUCCAACAUUAAAUUCAUUCAGCAUGAUGCAAUUGAGGGUAUUUUAUGUGUGAGAAAGGGAAGUCUGUCCAUGGAGAAUUGUGUGCUUCAGUGUGAGACCACCGGAGUUGUUGUCCAAACAUCUUCCCACCUCACUAUGAAUAUGUGUGAUCUAUAUGGAUCCAAGGGAGCUGGUAUUGAGAUUUAUCCUGGCAGUGUGUGCACUCUGGUAGGCAACGGCAUCCACCAUUGUAAGGAUGGCAUUCUCAUCAAGAUGAACCAACCAAUGGACUUGAUUGAUGAGGUGGAGGUGAUCCCUUCCAUUACCAUGGAUAACAAUGUGAUUCAUAAUAAUGAAGGCUAUGGGGUGAUUCUUGUAAAACCCACUCACACUGACAGGAACAUUCAUCUUGACAAUUGUGCUUACAAAGAUGAGCUAGUAAAAGAUGUUGAACAGACGUUUGAAGACGGAUUGCGGAAAAAUGUUGCUGGACACCCAAUCCCCUCAUCAAGCGAGAUUACAAGCAAUUCAGAAGACGCUCCACCCAAAUUGACAGAGAAUACACAUCAAGACCGUAAUGCCAACUCGGCAAGGAACUGGCAGUUUUGUCGUCAGCCAAGCGUUAACAAGAACACAUCCUGUACACUUGCUCUGCAAGACAUUAUUGACCACAAGAUAUUCAUAUCUAUUGAGGGAAACCAGUUCAAACGCAAUGGCAUGGGUGACUUUGGCACUUUUUUAUACUAAGAAAUCCAAACAACACUCUGAUCUACAAAUUGACUUAACCCUUUAAUAUAUACGCGCGCGUGUUAAACUUGUGCAAGGUACCAUUAUUUUGAUGGUCCCAGAGGUUUGUGGGCAAUUGACACACUUCUAAAUGCAGUAUAACCAUUUUUAAUACUCGAAAAUCCUUAACAGUUUGAAUGCCUUAAGUUUGGUGUCAUAGACUCUGCUUCGCACAGGACUUUUGCUUUCACUGCUGCCAGUUCAGUUUCUGCUUGUUUUAGGGCUAUUUGCGUUCAUUUUUGUGCUCACUAAGUUGAGAUCAGGUAAUUAACUUGCUAAAAGUCCACACUUUAAUCAGAUCUUGCAUUUAAUAUUCCAAAUCCAUUGUGCUAAUGUCUAAAGGCAUAAUCCGAACAAUCCUGUCCAAAUAGUUGUGGACCUGACCAUGCAUUUUCAAGGUGGUGAAGGUACGUAUCUAUCCCCUUGUGUAAUAGUUGUAUGUGACUCAACCAAUCUUGGCAACAGUCAAGAUGGAUGAGAAAGAAGAAGCAUACCGAGCAAAGGCAAUAAACGUACUGUAGAGGUCAUACAAACGAAUACCAACUUUUUAAGUUUUACAAUAUAGUGUCCUGGCCUCUAAAACCUAAUGCCACUGUUCGAAUGUUUUUUUUUAAUAUAUAGUUAUUCACAAACUGACUCACAAUUGUUUUGAGGAAUACAUUUCUUUGUUAUUGUUCAGUAUUUUUGUAUUUUGUUGUUGGUUUUUGCUGAGUGCACUGACCCUGUCGAGAUGAUCACAAAAAGUAAAAGGUAUUCUUCCACAUGGCAACAUUUAGUACAGAUUGUACGUUGUUUCUGAUCUGUUCAUACACAAAUGUUUUCCCUGAACAAGCACUCAAUUCACCUAUUUAACUUGGAUGUAAAAUGUGUCACUUAACUGUAGUCACUUGAUGUCUUUACAAAUAGAAUUUUGAGAUGAACAAUA
Syngnathus acus (greater pipefish) is the source of this 3238-nucleotide messenger RNA. RefSeq names its product SHC SH2-domain binding protein 1 (gene shcbp1). The record is from RefSeq and is a predicted model, not a curated record. Gene Ontology annotation, biological process: fibroblast growth factor receptor signaling pathway. NCBI's taxonomy places the organism in Eukaryota, Metazoa, Chordata, Actinopteri, Syngnathiformes, Syngnathidae. The transcript is spliced from 13 exons. The coding region runs from base 100 to 2274 and encodes 724 amino acids.